GGCUCAGCGGCUGUGGCCGUUUGGUGAAGGAGGAGAAGGAGACAGUAGGACAAGGAGAAAGGGGAGAGCGGAGGAGGAGCAGAGAUGCCUCCGCGUAAAAGCCUCUUCGCUCCCUUCGUGUCCGUGGACUCUGAGUGCGGUCCCGCGGCCUCGGCUCUCCACGCGGAUCUCCACGCGCUGCUGCAGCGGAGCCUCGCACCGGACCGCUCCGGGGACUACCGGGACUCCCCGCGCGCCAUCGUGGAGCUCCGGCUCGGUCCCGCCGGGGGCGCGCUGCAUUACCUACCGCCGGACACGAGCGCUCUAGAGCGCGCGCAGAGACGCCGGCGCCUCGCGGCCAAUGCCCGCGAGCGGCGCAGGAUGCUCGGACUGAACGUGGCCUUUGACCGGCUCCGCAGCGUCAUUCCCAACACGGACAGCGACCGGAAGCUGUCCAAGUCCGAGACCCUGCAGAUGGCGCAGAUCUACAUCUCCACCCUCAGCGAGCUGCUGCAGCAGGGCGCGGGCGGAGCUCGCAGCCCGGCCACCGACAAAGCGCCGGCGGCCGGGGACCCGCCUCGGCCCGAGAGGCACUUCCACACGGCCAGGAGCAGCGGCGGAGGCCCGGGGUGCCCCGAGGAGGACGUGCAGGGGGGGCGUGAAUAUCUGUGAUUCUUUCAGACAUUAAAGGACCAAAACGUGUUUCACGUGUUCGUGGACUCAAACACCGAGGACAGAAAGAAAAACUCUGUGCCAGAGUUACUCAAAGUAUCAAUUUUUAUUAUUUUAAAAUUAUGUACAGGUAACCAAAGACAUCGGUCUGCAAAUUGGUACAAAGAUCAAGUUUUCCUGCAGGCGGCUCGUUAAGAAGCUCUCUGUCUGUCCAAAAACAACAACACGGCUGGGAGAAAAGGCUUAGAAAAAAGAAAAAAUAGAAUCAGAUUCAGAAAAGUAGAGUCUACGGUCUAAAUUUAAAUUUAACCCCGGCCCGCCCGCGUCCCUCCCCAAACUGCCCCCUCCACCCCAAACUCCCUCCAUCACUCCCCUCCUACAUGAGGAGGUCCAAUCUAUUUACAGGAAACUAUGUACAAAAAGCUCUUCCAUUCAUUCUUCCAGACGUCUGUGAAUAAAGCUCUUGUAAACUUU
Molecule: messenger RNA, 1125 nt
Organism: Neolamprologus brichardi
Lineage: Eukaryota; Metazoa; Chordata; Actinopteri; Cichliformes; Cichlidae
Gene: atoh1c
Product: atonal bHLH transcription factor 1c
Biological process (GO): sensory organ development; axon development; positive regulation of transcription by RNA polymerase II
Cellular component (GO): nucleus
Molecular function (GO): protein dimerization activity; E-box binding; DNA-binding transcription factor activity, RNA polymerase II-specific
Source: RefSeq, a predicted model, not a curated record